AUGCCUGAAGGAAGAGACCCCAUCGCCCCGCUUCAGGCCUGGAUGGAGGACCAUAUCAUGUUCCCCUAUCAGACUGGCGUGAAGACCCCCUUGUGGAAGAAGGAGCUGGAGCAGCCCAGGACCAGAGAGGCAGAGGCGGAGGCGGAGGCUGCGGAGGGGGCGCCGGAGGAGGACGAGGAGAGGCCGCUGGAGAAGCGCGCGGCCGAGGGCGAGGCGGAGGGCGGGGAGGCGGAGGGCGGCGAGGGCCGGGAGCGGGGCUCCGUGUCGUACAAUCCGCUGAGCCAGGAGUCCAGCAGCCUGCAGGUGGCGCUGCUGCGGCGCGCGGACAGCGGCUUCUGGGGCUGGUUCAGCCCCUUAGCACUGCUCGGCGGCCUGGCCCCUCCCGCCAACAGGAAACGGAUCCCCCCGGAGGAGCAGUGCGUGCUGGAGACGCGGCGGCGGCGCCUGCGCGGCGGGGGCUGCGCGCGCUGCGAGAUCCUUUUCUGCAAGAAGUGCAGGAACCUGCACAGCCCGCAGAGCUACGUGGCGCACUGCCUUCUGGAGCACCCGGAUCUGCGGGAGGCGCGGGCUUCUGGAGGCGCGGGGGCUGCCGUGGGCCAUUGAGCGCCCCCCAAUCCCCGGUCUCUGUGGCCCUCCAUCCUCGCCUGACUCCAAAUUCCCCGCCACCCUCUCCUCCACCCCCGACGCGGAGCGCUCUCCAGUACGUACCUGAGAGCCGCCUUCCCGGAGCGCCCCACUCCGAGCAGCCCAGCAGGCCCACCGCUGAUGACCGGCCCCACCUGUCAUCAAUGCGGAGCCCAACAUCACCUGGAGCUCCAUUCCUCCAACAGCGCCUCCCGAGGGCCCCAGCGCCCGGGUCAGCACGCAGUGCCCACCGCCCACCUGACUC
Messenger RNA from Delphinapterus leucas (beluga whale), 889 nucleotides. RefSeq names its product plakoglobin binding and degradation factor (gene PGBDF). Lineage: Eukaryota; Metazoa; Chordata; Mammalia; Artiodactyla; Monodontidae. The record is from RefSeq and is a predicted model, not a curated record.